Hermetia illucens (black soldier fly) is the source of this 3634-nucleotide messenger RNA. RefSeq names its product TBC1 domain family member 16 (gene TBC1D16). The coding region runs from base 364 to 2715 and encodes 783 amino acids. Gene Ontology annotation, cellular component: early endosome. Gene Ontology annotation, biological process: activation of GTPase activity. The transcript is spliced from 8 exons. The record is from RefSeq and is a predicted model, not a curated record. Lineage: Eukaryota; Metazoa; Arthropoda; Insecta; Diptera; Stratiomyidae. Gene Ontology annotation, molecular function: GTPase activator activity.
CAAUGCCACCAGGGUGGUUGCAUUUGCCAUCGGACAGCAAUCAGAUCAAAAUCAAUAUUCGGGAUUUGUUGUAAAAUUUUCUGUCAUUUCGCAAUUCCUGCUUAGUAAAACUAGAAAAUUUCCACGUGAGAAGUUGUUCUGCAUUAGCUAAAGCCAGUGACUAGUGCUGACAAUCGAUGUGUCCGGAAAAUUUAUGGAGAAAUCCAAUGUAGCCUCAUUGAUAAUGUGAAUCGCGUUGUAGUUCAAAGGUGCAACAAUUCCUUGCGAAAUUGCCACGGAGUGUUGUGAAAAAGUCAAUUGCUAAACAGCAACGUAAUUCACCGGAGUGCUCAAUAGUUUCCUGUUAAUAACAGAAAAAUCACGAUGCCAAUUGGUAGCAUACUAAAGCGGGCGUCGAGUUUUAUCCUGGGCAGUGAGGAGGUCGAAAAGGACGACGUCAUCUAUGAAGACAACGAAAUUCUUUUCUGUAAGAAUAAUGUGUGCGUUCACCCACCAGCGUUCGUGCGUCAAGAAUCCGACAUCCUACACUACCCGGGUUACUUGACUGUGACGACGAAAACUUUUAUCGAUCAGUACAAUAACGCCAAGCGGCCCACUUUGUUGCUGACAUGGAUCCCCAACUCCACAUUACGUAAAUGUCCGUCAACGGUUGAAAACUACACAACAACAACGAAUGGAAUCUUCUCGCGACAACAUUCUGACGACAGUAGGUACGGCAAGACACUGAGUAGUUCCGGUUACGAGAAGAACUCCCAAAAGAACGGUUCGAUUGUCUCGCUGACCAGCAACAAUACCAAUCCCUUCCUCGAGCCCUACUGCAUCACGAAUGACAAUAAUUUUAAGAACUGCUCAGCUGAUGGAUCCACUAAUCACAUUGACAACUGCGAAACCCAAAGUAUUAGCUCGAACUCGGACAAGGCGAGUAUCUGCAAUAGCCUAAGCACGCACAGCUGCGGCAAAGACGACCCGCACUCCAGCAUGAUUGACGACGAGGAAGUGUUUGCUCUGUCGAUGGACCCAUCGCCUCUGGAGGAAAGCGAUGAAAUCCGCGAACUGAAGAAUGAACUUACUCCUCUUUUAUGCGAGGAUCCACAUGAAGCUGCAAACGUUGUCAAGCCAUUGAUCUCUCAGAAAUCUGUGACGUCCGUUAACAUCACCAUCGCAAAUCCUUGCAUUCAGAAUCACCAAAUUCCGCCCCCUGACACUGUUUCCGUAGCACGCAACGAGAAACUGCGUUCACUGUCGGUGAGUUCGGUUGACGAGAACAGCCCAAACUGGAUGACGCCAGAACUUCUCGCUUACAAGCAUAAUCUCUCGUUUCCGGAAAGCGCCUCGGCCUCACCGGUUGUGACUAGGAAGACACCAAUUAAAUGUCGAAGGUUUUCGGUAGAUUUGAGCCAGAUGAGGUCGUUGAGGCUCUUUUUCAAUGACGAGAACUGUACGUCUGGACAGUUAGUUAUAGCAUCGCGCGAAUCUCAAUAUAAAAUCCUCCACUUUCAUCACGGCGGUUUGGAUCAUUUAGCUCAAGUCCUUCAUCAGUGGCAUUGUCUUUUGCACAACAUCAAAUUGGCGCCAGGCCAAGAAGAACCGAAUCUGCCGUAUCGCCAAUUUAUGGUAUGCAGACCAGAAGUGAAAAAGAGUGAAUUGCAUCCAGAUGAAGGAAAAGUAAACAAAAUAACAACUGACUAUUUCUACGGUACACUAUUGAACGAAAAAGGUCAAAUAGAAGACGAUUUGCUACUAAGAAAAUGCGUAUUUUUCGGCGGACUGGAGAAAAGCUUACGCAAGACAGUUUGGCCAUUCCUUCUCCAUUGUUAUUCGUUCAACUCUUCAUUUGAGGAUCGUGCAGCUCUGAUGGAAAUUCGUAGACAGGAGUAUGAGGAGAUAAAUCGAAGACGACUAUAUUCUAUGUCGCCUGAAGAGCAGGCACUUUUUUGGCGAACCGUUAACUGUGUUGUAGAAAAGGAUGUUGUUCGAACCGAUCGGGGUAAUCCAUACUUUGCUGGCGAAGAUAAUCCAAACAUCGAUAUUAUGAAAAAUAUACUCUUGAACUACGCGUUUUACAACUCGGGAUUGUCCAGAUAUACACAGGGAAUGAGUGAUCUUUUGGCUCCGGUUUUAUGUGAAAUUAAGAAUGAAUCAGAGGCUUUCUGGUGCUUUGUCGGUCUAAUGCAGCGAGCGAUGUUUGUAUGUACACCAACGGACAAUGAUAUCGAUAAAAAUUUGAGCUACUUACGCGAACUAAUACGUAUAAUGGUUCCUAAGUUCUACAAACAUCUUGAAAACCACGCUGAUGCAAUGGAACUGUUGUUUUGUCAUCGAUGGAUCCUAUUAUGUUUUAAACGCGAGUUCACUGAGGCUGUUGCAAUUCGAAUGUGGGAAGCUUGCUGGUCAAAUUAUCUUACGGACUAUUUUCAUUUGUUCCUGUGUUUGGCAAUAAUUGCAGUUUAUGCGGAUGAUGUUAUAGCACAAGAUUUGCGAACGGAUGAAAUGUUAUUGCAUUUCAGCUCAUUAGCAAUGUACAUGGAUGGUCAGCUCAUACUACGGAAGGCUCGUGGCCUAUUGCAUCAAUACCGACAACUGCCAAAAAUCCCAUGUACCCUGUCCGGUCUAUGUAAACGUUGCGGUCCGGGAAUGUGGGAUUCAGGGCACCAUCCAGCCAUCGAAUGUAUAGGUCAUACCGAUGACGAAACGUGUGCCCUAGCCGUUGAUUAAAGAUAGAACAAAUUAGAUACCAAAGAAGAAUCUCUAAACUAUACACCACACCAAAAAUAUCCUAGUGUUAUAUGUACAUUAUACAUAGCAAUUAAUAAUUUUCAAUUAUGCCUUAAAAUCUAUUUAUACUUUUAAUCAUAACGUUUUAUUUCGCGCACAAUAUUGUAUGUAGAACUGUGACUAUCCUACCGUUAAGUUAUAAAAUGAUUGUGGCUUUAUGUUACUUCAGAAUAAAAACACGAUGCCUCUGUAUAUUGAAAAGAUAACAUAAAAAUAUUUACAGGAAUAUAAAAAAACAGAUAUUAAGGAGUUCAAUUUAAAAGUUAAAGAAGAAACGUUAAUUCAAUUUGCUAUUCAGCCCGCCAUCGAUAAUUGCGAUAUCCGUAAAUUUAAGAUAAUUCAAAUAAUAUGAAACCUACAAAAAGCUAUGUAAGAUAAAACUUAAAAUGUCUAAAUAUGCGCCGCAAUUACAGAAGCGAAAGCCAUGAUCUGAGACAUUCCGAAUCAUCUUGAAAUUAAACUAAGUUGCCCCACGGAAAUGUUAAAAAUUAAUUAGAAAAUUCUUUGAUGGGACGAUUACUCAAGGUAGACGGAGAAGUCACUUUUGUAUUUCAAUUACAUUUGCAUUCACAUUUUAGUUGAGAACGGAACAUUUGUUGUGACGACAUUCCAAACUUGCCGAUUGAAGUUCAAAUUUUUAAAUAAUCACACAAAAAGGCUAUUUAGGAAAUAUUACUAUUUAUUUCAAUGAAUAAACUAUAAGAUAUUUGAAGGAAACGAAAAUUCUACCAGAAAUUAUUUAUGGCAAAAUCGUGAUCUGUUAAACGCUUCGAUUAAUUAAAUGUAUUGCUAAUUACAAAACACAAUGAUGUAAAUUAUAUAUAUAUUUAUGAAAAAUAUACAUAUAUAUAUUUAUUGC